AUGCGUCGUUUUUUGCGGUCCGUGCUGUGCCGCGUGACGCCGUGGCGGCUCUCACCAGUGCUUUGCGCGCCCGUUCAUCAGGUGCAUCACACGUCGUCUGUUGUGGGCAACUCAUCGCCUCUUGCCCAUGUGAUGGAAUUGAUGGAGGCGAAAAACUACGACGGUGUGGUGCAAUUCUAUGAGGCCUCGUACCGCGCUGACCGCAUGUCGCUGCAGGAAUUUUCUGGCGGUGCCUUUCAGGCGCGGGACAUGGCGGUGUGUUUGAUGCGUACUUUUACGGCGUUGGGUCGCAUGGACCGAGUGCGUGAGGUCUUUGCCGCCGGGCUGCGAGAUCUUGCGGGAAAUGGGCAAGGAAAAGACAGCGGCCGUACCGUGUCACUCCUGAAUGCGAAUUUUUUUAACGCCUAUUUGGAGGUGCUGACGCAGCGGAAGAACUUUGCGACUGAGGAGGUGCUUUAUAUCUUGAAGGAGAUGAAAGCAGCGAAUGUCGUCCCUGACGCGCUGACGUAUCAUUAUCUCAUUGAACUGCACAUCCGCAUGGGCGUAGACCCUGUCGGUUUGUGGAACGACAUGCGCCGGGGCUCGGAGUUGCAGCCGCUGCCAUGUACUGUCCAGGCCCUCCUGCUGCAAGUUGUCCCUUCGUCGCCGGAUGCGUCCUUUGUGGUGGAUGUCACGCGCGAGGCACUUCGUCAUGGAGGCAACGUGCUGGACAAGCGGCUGCUUGCAGGGCUGAUGGAACAGUGGCUCCAUAACGCGCAGGAGUACCCGCCGGAGUACGUCCUUUGGCUGAUGUUGAACUGGAAAU
Trypanosoma cruzi is the source of this 805-nucleotide messenger RNA. RefSeq lists its product as uncharacterized. The record is from RefSeq and is a predicted model, not a curated record. NCBI's taxonomy places the organism in Eukaryota, Euglenozoa, Kinetoplastea, Trypanosomatida, Trypanosomatidae. Gene Ontology annotation, molecular function: protein binding. The annotation marks the transcript as partial. The transcript has a single exon.